Molecule: messenger RNA, 3181 nt
Organism: Sorghum bicolor (sorghum)
Lineage: Eukaryota; Viridiplantae; Streptophyta; Magnoliopsida; Poales; Poaceae
Product: origin of replication complex subunit 3
Exons: 3
Coding region: 504-2654 (716 amino acids)
Biological process (GO): DNA replication initiation; DNA replication
Cellular component (GO): nuclear pre-replicative complex; nuclear origin of replication recognition complex; DNA replication preinitiation complex
Molecular function (GO): DNA replication origin binding
Source: RefSeq, a predicted model, not a curated record
GGCGGCGGCGGUUCAUUCGCUCGCGAAGAGCACGAGCGCAGCACGGCCGCCGCCGGCGAAUCUCAACACCUUGUAGAAGCAAAUCGGCGUGGCAUCCGCCGGGUGCCGCUCCCUCCUCCCGCUUCGCUGUCCUCGGUCCUCUCCCACUCUGCGGGCUGCGGUUACGCUUCUGCGGCUCCUAGCGACCUCGUCCACACGGCCGCUGCCGGCUGCGCUCGUCGCCCACACCGCCGUUCUCUCCCCCAGGUGCGCGUAACCCCCUCUUCCGCGCCAUCGUUCGCCCAGCAACCGUGCCGUCCGUACCCCGAGGAGGAGCAAGCAGGAAGGAGCCGAGCAUCUUAACAGAUAUUAUGCAAGUCGAGGUGGCAUUGCUGAUGAAGGUGAAGACGGGAGGCUUGAAUGCACCGAAUCUUCACUAACUUGGCAGAUAUUCCUCCCUAAGCUACCCCCGCCAACCACCGCCCCAGCAGCAGUCACUGACUCCUCCUCCAGUCAAAUCAGCCAUGUCAGCGCCGCCCUGUGACACCUUGCCCACCGCUGCCAACAACAUCCAGCCAUUUCUCGUCCUUCACAAGGCUGCUGCCUCCUCGGUACCAUCUUCCCGGGCUAAGCACCAGAUUCAUACCUCACAGCCAUCCUCACCCAACCCCAAAUCAGCAAACAGAUGUCGUCAGCCAGCGGGUGAGGAGUGUGAGGACGAAGGGGAUUUGGAGCUAUACGAGCAGCUGCGUGUUGAGGCCUUCCACCGGACCUGGUCCAAGAUCCAAUCCACCAUUGACGAGGUCCUCAGGGCCAUCAACCUCAAGCUGUUUGACCAGGUUCUGCAGUGGGCAAAGGAGUCCUUCACCUCAGUCCGUGCCAUCACGGAACCGCACCGCACUGAAGUCCAGCAGCCGUACCCUCUCCUGACUGAUGUGAUCUGCAGAAGGAUUCCCACAGCAUUCGUCCUCACCAAGAAUGCGGAGUUUGUUGAUGAUAUCACAACGUUUCAUGAUCUUGCAGGGCAUAUGAAGUCCAAUGGAUGUCAUGUAGUCAAGCUGUCAGCAGCUGAAUUAUCAGCAAAACAUGGAGUUGGUGGUUGCUUUAGGAGCCUGUUGAGGCAGCUACUAUCCGAUGUUCCAGUUGUUGCUGAUGUAUCUGCGCUUGCAUCAUGGUAUUGUGAAGCUGGGAACUUUGAUCAGCCUAUCAUUGUCAUAAUUGAUGAUUUGGAGCAAUGUUCUGGUGAUGUGCUGGGAGAGCUUGUGAUGAUGCUGAGUGAAUGGGUGUUUAAAAUUCCAGUCUUCUUUGUAAUGGGGAUAGCAACUACCCUUGAUGCUCCAAAGAAGCUUCUCUCAUCAGAGGCCCUUCAACGAUUAGAGCCCUGCAAACUUACCUUGGGGUCUCCCUCAGAUAGAUUGAAUGCACUUGUUGAGGCCGUCCUUGUUAAACCAUGCACUGGAUUUUGCAUCAGUCAUGAAGUCGCAGUGUUCCUCAGAAAUUACUUUUUUAGGCAUGAUGGGACAAUAACUUCUUUUAUUACUGCUCUCAGGCUUGCAUGCUGUAAGCACUUCUCCAUGGAACCUCUAAGCUUUUUGUGCAUUGGAAUGCUGGAGGAAGAUUCUGAGGAAUUUUGGCGUGAUAAGUUUGAAUCGCUCCCUCAAACAAUACGGAAAUAUGCUUUUGAUCUACCCUCAUCCAAAAAUGCAAAUAAUUCAAACAAUUCUUGCAACAUGGUAGAAGGAUUGUCUAGGCUGAUGAAAUUGCAAAAGGAUUGGAGUUCUGUUCUCUUGUGCCUGUAUGAAGCUGGAAGACAGGACAAAAUGCAGCUUUUGGAUAUCUUCUGUGAGGCAGCCAACCCAGAUUUGCAAACUGAAAAUUCACCAGAUAAUUACUUAUGUGCCUCUAAAGUGACUUGUGAAAACUUAUUAGGAGUAAAGUCAGGGUCUGCUAAAGGAUUUAUAGCCCAAGUAAUGAAUACAAUAAGGUACUUGCCUACGGAAAUUUUGUUACAUGUCCUUGAAGUUUGGAGCAUCCAUUUAAAAGGAAUGAGUGAGAUCAACGACAGAGUGAAGGAGCUUCAGUCAACCACAAUUGGUGCUGAUAGUGUUAGGACCAAAAGAAGAUCAACCGCCAAUACUGGAAAUGGAACAGUUCUACUAAAUGAUAAAGUGGCUGCACUAUUACAGGAUGUCAUUAGGAAAUAUUUGGUACCUGUUGAGUGCUUGCCUUUUCAUGAAAUCAUCUGCUUCAAGAAUGUUGACAUCCUCCAAUCUGCGCUGAUUGGAAAUCCAAGAAGAAUGAUUCAACUUGAUCUUCUGAAGUCACAGAGCCAUCUGAAAUGUUCUUGUUGCAGCAGGAGUGGUGCUGCUGUGUCAGGAUCGUUGCAUGACACAUCAAUCAUGUGUAACCUAGCCCAAGAAUAUGGUGAUGUGAUUAACCUUCAUGAUUGGUACACGGCCUUUGAAGGCAUUAUCAAGAGCACAAAUUCAAAAGGCAAACGGAAAUCUUACAGUUCUCCCUCGAAGAAGAAAUCAAAACCCACACCUCUGGAGGGUGAAGGUAUGAUCCAAGCAAGGUUUUGCAGAGCUGUUACUGAGAUGCAAAUCACUGGCCUUCUUCGGAUGCCAAGCAAGAGAAGGCCCGAUCUUGUGCAGAGAAUCACGUUCGGUCCUUGAUGGUUCCGUGAUUACAUGCAUGUUAUACAGGCUCAUGAUAAUCCCACCAUGAGUUGAACAGCUGUGGAAAGAAGGUUCAAUCACUUCAAUCGAUGCAUUGCCCACCAGGAAUCUUUGCAAGAGAGCCGUGAAAUGGAGCAGCUGCCACUUCAGAUAUGCUGUGCUGAUAAUUGCAUGGAACGGCUAAGCUAUGUCAUUGUUUUUCCUUAAGAGCAGUAUUAAACAUGUUUUGCAGUAUUGGACAUGUUUUAGUUAUUGAUUCGUGCUCUGUAGAGCUGACAUCGGAUCAUGUAGCCCAAGGUUAUCUAUUUUGAGUGUUCAUAUCCAUAGAUCCUCCUCUAACUCAAGGGCACAACCGCACAACUAUUUUGAUGUGCACUUGGGAACAUGCAGAGAAGAUGGUCUUGGCAGUGUUUGGUGGUAAAUCCCAUUUAUUUGCCAACAAUUGUUCUACCUUAUUUCUGUCAUCAUUUAUUCUAGAUGGUCUUGGCAGUGUUUGGUGGUAAAUUCCAUUUAUUUGCCAACAA